AUGCAAGACGCAUCCGCUUGCGGGCUCACCCCUGCAUGGACCGCCACAUUCCAGGUGGGCGUGCUGUUGGGCCCCCGCGCCGCGGCAGGCACCGUCCAUGCCCUGCUCCUUCGUACCGCAGCCCUGCUGGGGCACCGCCUGCGGGAUACUGUGGACCUGCCCGCGCUGUUGGCGGCCGCGCCAGAGGCCGCGCAGUCCAGGCUGGCGGCGGCGGCGGGCGCCUGCGACGCCUGGCGGCGCGGCUACCUGGCCACCCGGGCCGAGCUGGAGGCGGGCGGGCAGACCGGGCGCUGGGAGCACGACCGCGCCGCCCUGUUCGCAGCUGCGGGGAAGUCGCUGGCCGCCGGCGCGCAGGACCUGCUGGACACCUCGCUCACCCGCUGCCCCGGCGCGGCUGACGGCGCCCGCCUGCUGGGCAAGCUCCUGCGUGACCGGCAUGCUGGUGUAGCCCUGCUGCGGCACGUGCCGGAGAAGGUCACGGACCUGGUGCAGACUUUUGCAGCAGAGAUCCGGGUGGCUGAGCGGGAGGCGGACCGCUGGUGCGAGGGUGGGGCAGGGAACCGGACGCCCUACCCCGGCCUCUCUGCCUUGACCUCCACCUUGCUCAGGGUGAGCGUCACAAGGUCACGGCUGGAAGAAGCCGCGACAGCCAUCCAGGCCUCGGGCGAGGCUCUGACUCCAGAGGAUCAGGGCGUGAUGGCUGCCUGUGCAGCCCUCGUGCAGCGUUUGGCGCUGGCAGAGGUGGACAUCUGGCGGGACUGGGUCGAGCGUGCGGAGCGGGAGGUCGGCACGGCCAUGCGCCAGCCCCUGCUCGUCCAGCCGCCGCAGGAGGCGGCCAGCGGCUGGGCCCUUGCCAGGAUCAAGCUGCCGGAGCUGUCCGACCAUGUGCAGGCCGCGCAGCAGGCGCGGUGCCUCGGGAUCGCUGUGCCGCCCUUUCUGAGAGGGGCGGCGCUGGCACUGCCCCUCAUGCUUGAGGCGGGGCGGCGCCUCCAGGCGCUCCUGCAGCAGCUAGCCGAGAGUCGGCGCAAGCUACGGAGCCCCGAGCGGCUGCUGCUCCAGCCGGCUCUGGAGAAAGUGAGGCUGGCUCUCCUGCCAGGGACGCAGCACAUGCACUGGGGCUCCCUCUCUCUUGACGCCUUCAUCUCUUCCGUGCAGAAGGCCAUCGCAGCCUUCACCUGCACCGCCAAAGCGGUAGCCUGCGCAGCAAGCGAGAUGCGGCGGGCGCUGCGUGCCCUCCCUAGAGAGACAAACUGGCCCGGGGAAGGGACCGAUACAGGAUCGAGGGUCGUCGAUCAUGCAGCCACCAAUGCUGGACUUGGCGGGAGCGUGCGGCGGGGGGAGGAGGCUGCCGUGGCAGCAGCACAUAGCCUGCAGGCCACCCUGGUCCGGAUAGAGGAGGGCGUGCUGGGCACUAGCACCGGCUCUGCCCGGAGCAUGGCCGCUUACUAUGAGCACUGGGAGCGCAGGCUCCAGGAUGCAUUGGCAGACUGUGCCAUCUCCUGGAUAGAGGGGCUGACGAGCAGGCUGUCUGGGAGUUGCGAUGAUACCGGACGCACCAUCCAUGUCCAGGUUUGGGAUGACGAGGAUGUGGGUUGCGAAAGGGUGACGCACCAUGAGGACCUUAUGCAUGACCCAGGGAUCUUUGCAGCCACAGCCUCGUUUUCUGUCCUGCUCCAAGGCAUGGAGCGCACGGCUGAACAGUGA
This is a messenger RNA of Auxenochlorella protothecoides, 1704 nucleotides long. Its product is annotated as Dynein-1-alpha heavy chain, flagellar inner arm I1 complex. The transcript has 7 exons. The record is from RefSeq and is a predicted model, not a curated record. Bases 1 to 1704 code for a protein of 567 amino acids. Lineage: Eukaryota; Viridiplantae; Chlorophyta; Trebouxiophyceae; Chlorellales; Chlorellaceae.